CUCGAUUUGAAUUUAGUGAAAACCCUGAUGCAAAGCAUGUGAAACCUUUCUACAAAAGUGUAUCUAUUUUACUUAUAUCUCACUGUAUACACGUCGAUUGUACCCAAAAAGCGGAGAUUGUUUGAAAGUCUAGAGUGUAAUUUGGAAUUUUCUUUAAUUAUAAAAAACAAUAUGGCCGAAACAAAUGGAACCACAGAAGUGACAGAUGUCCAGAAGAAGAUUAUAAAACAAAUUGAGUACUAUUUUGGUGACAUCAAUCUUUCCAAGGAUAGAUUCAUGCAACAGGAAAUCAAGACAGAUGAGGGAUGGAUCCCCCUUGAAACCAUGCUGAAGUUUAACAGGUUAUCACAACUAUCUGAAGGAGCAGAAGUCAUAACUGAGGCUAUCAAAAAAUCAACAUCUGGAUUGAUGGAGGUGAGCGAAGAUGGUAAAAAGAUCAGAAGAUCUCCAGACAAACCUCUACCAGCCAAUACUAUGGAGCGCAAAGAAGAACUCAAGAAGAGAACAGUAUAUUGUAAAGGAUUCUCUCUUGACGCUACACUGGAUGCAAUUCAGGAAAAGCUAGAACAAUUUGGCAAAGUAGAGUCAGUUCAGUUAAGACGGGCUAAAGACAAGACCUUCAAGGGCUCAGUUUUUGCAAUAUACGCACAGGCAGAAGAUGCCAAAAAAUUCUUGGAGGCUGAAGAUCUCAAACUAGGAGGAGAAAUAGAUGUAGUAAAGUCCACAAAAGAUGAUUAUUUCAAGAGGAAAAUUAGGGACAAGAAAGUGAAGACUGAAUCUGAAGCAAAUAGCAAACGAGAGUUAAAAGAAAAAGAAGUCGAGGAACGAGAAAAGCAAAUGGAAGAAAUGAUGGUAAAGGGGGCGUUGUUACGAGUAAAUGGCUUCACAGGAACUACUCCUCGAGAUGACAUCAAGGCCUUUUUCAAUGAUCACAGUACUGUAUGCUGGGUAGACUUCGAAAAAGACGAAGGAGAGGCAAUCAUAAGGUUCGAAGAGGAGGGUGCCGCCAAUGCUGUGUGGAGCACACUGUCCAAAGACUGUGAAGACAACAAGGUUGAUAUUUCUGGAUGUAAAAUAGAGGGUGCUGUAUUAGAAGGUGAUGACGAGAUAUCCCACUGGAAGAAGGUCUUUGCAGCCAGGGCAGAUGCUCAAGCUCGUAAGAAGCAGGGUAGAAGGAAUCAGAGGGACAGGCGCGGGAACUUCCAGCGUGGUGGAAAACGAGAUAGGGGCGGUAGAGGCAGAGAUAGGGAUAGGGAUGAUGCACCUCAGGCAAAAAAGACAAAGUUUGAUGAUGAAGAUACAGGAGAUAAUACAAAAACCACAGAAGCUAAGGCAGAAACAAAAACAGAAGAUAAAACAGAAACCCAGAGUUAAUACUAAUGGACUGUUAAAACAGUGUUAAUUCCAUCACAUUCAAUGUUUAUAUCAUGGGACUUGCAAUUAUCCAAUUGGAACAUAAGAUUGGAAAAUACCUGAGAAUUCUGGGAGUGCAACACCUACUGUAGGGCAAUAGGACAAUAUCUCUUUGUUUUUCGUUUAGUGACUCACUCAAUGCAGAAUGCUGUAUUUUUUCAACAACGUGGGACGUUGAGUUCAAUUCCAUUGUUUGAACACCAAUAUUUGUUUUUAUAAUAUGAUUAUUGUCACUAUGAACUGUACACAAUCCACACAGAUCGUUUACAUUAAAAUAAACAAAACGGUUAUAACCUCAAGUUAUUAAUUAUUGAAUCUGUAAUACGCCUCGUGUUACCUCGUACCCCUGCUGUAUAUAAUAUCAUACAUACGUACAUAUAGUGAUGAUUAGGUGAUAAUACUUUUAAAUCAUUUUCCCAUUAUCCAAUUAUCACCUUGUACAGUCAUUGCUAAAAGUCUUGUACUAAGUAUUUAAACAAACACACAGUGUAGUGAUGGAUUUUGCAUAGGAUGAGUAAAAUGGCAAGCAUGCCCAAAACCUUUACAGAUCUAGAGACUGGAACUUUUUAGGUUCAAACCCUACUGAUUUUCUAUUUAUUUAAAGAGGUCCGAUGAGCUUCCGUAUAAAAACAAUAUGGCGGCU
Owenia fusiformis is the source of this 2056-nucleotide messenger RNA. The record is from the annotation of a GenBank genome assembly. NCBI's taxonomy places the organism in Eukaryota, Metazoa, Annelida, Polychaeta, Sabellida, Oweniidae.